Bombina bombina (fire-bellied toad) is the source of this 3631-nucleotide messenger RNA. It is a transcript of the gene IL2RB, whose product is annotated as interleukin 2 receptor subunit beta. The coding region runs from base 43 to 1572 and encodes 509 amino acids. NCBI's taxonomy places the organism in Eukaryota, Metazoa, Chordata, Amphibia, Anura, Bombinatoridae. The record is from RefSeq and is a predicted model, not a curated record. Gene Ontology annotation, molecular function: protein binding; cytokine receptor activity. The transcript is spliced from 10 exons. Gene Ontology annotation, biological process: cytokine-mediated signaling pathway; immunoglobulin mediated immune response. Gene Ontology annotation, cellular component: external side of plasma membrane; membrane.
AAAGGACAAAACUACAGGACAUGUAAAAGACAUCUGAGCGAGAUGUGCGUCUCCCAGCACAGCCUGAUAUAUCUGCUUCCUCUUCUGUCAGCUGUAACAGCAUCCCCGAUCUUGGACUGUACAUACAAUGGCUGGGAUAUUCUGUCCUGUUCAUGGAAUGGAAACAAUACCACCCCCUGCUUCAUACAGGCCAGUGUCAAUAAGAGACGACCAUUAUUUGGUGUUUGUGCUUUGCCCUUUGGGGUUAUAGAACGUAAUUGUGCCUUACAACUAAACAAUUCCGCUAAGAACCUUCAUGCUCUGACCUUUUCUGAUGAGGUAAAGCUAAACGUCACCUGUGAAAAGGAUACAAAUGAAACGGUGUUGUUAUCUAAGUUCUCCCCUUACAAACAUUUGAAGUUGGAUCCUCCUGUCUUGCUGGAUAUCAUGGAGAACACAGAUGGAGUUUGGAACAUCAGCUGGAAAAGUCACAAUAAUAACUACCAUUUAACAGAGAAAAGGGAGUUUGAGGUUCAGUACAAGGUCUCAGAUGUUAGUUGGGAGAUUUCCAAGAAUGUAUUUGACAGACAUAAUGAAUUAUCUGUUCCCCUGAUUAACCUACUUCCCGACACAUUGUACCAAGCCAGGGUUCGAGUGAAAACCAAAACCCAGGGAAGCCAGUGGAGUGAUUGGAGCAUAAACAAAACAUGGAGAACGCAACCAAUAGCUACAGUUGUGUCGGCUUCACACCUUGUCACUCACAUCUUGGCACCAUGUUUAGCGACUCUCAUCUUUAUCAUAAUGGUCACAUUCCUCAUACGUUCCUCCGACAGGUUUAAGAAGAUUUUCUGGGUCAGCGUUCCAAACCCCUCAACUUUUUUCGAGAAUUGGUCACCCUCUCCAUUUUCAAUUUCCUCCUUCUCUAUUGAUGUUGCCUCCCAAGACUUGUCCAAAGUGGAUAUUUGCUGGGAUAAAGAGGAACAACCAACAAAAUAUCCCCCUUCUUCUUUUCAAGAGAAUCCCACUGAAGGCAGCGGGCGUUCCUUCUGUAGUUUUCAUAAUCAAGGAUACUUCUUUUUCCAGUUUCCAGCUCCAAGAGAUACUGAUGAUUCUCCUCCCAUGUACUUUGCCUAUGAGGAUCUGGACCAGAGAGGUUUCUCAGGCAUCCAGCAGGUUAUGUCUCUUCCUUCUUCCCCUGUUGGAGAUGAACUUCCUCUUUGUCAGGCAGACUAUCUCAUUCUCCCUCCUUCAGCUGGCAUCAAAAAUAAAUCUUUUGUAGGAGAUCUUCGACCUCACGUCAUGCAGGCUCCUUCAUCUGUCCAGGAAGAUUUGAGGGAACAAAAACAAGAUGAAAGUCUACCUGAGGCUCCCCUUCUUCCAACAGUUGAGGAUAUAUAUGCAUAUGAAAAUCAGAAAGAAGAGAAUUGUGAAGAUCAGAUUGAAGAAGAACCUGAUGAUCCCAUGCUUUCAAAGAUACAGCAGCAAAGAAGAGACACUUCUCCUGACCGUGAUGAUACAGGAGCAUAUGUCUCCAUAAAAGACCUGCAAAACAUGCAUUAUUGCCUGGUUAUGACUGGGGAGCACAGAAAGUGAAGAUAUCAACUAAUACGACAUUUUGUAACUCAACAUACAAGCUGCUUUUUUUGGGACAUUAGUCUGAAGAUGAAGAAAGUCAUCCUUUCAAUUCAACGCUUUUGAUUAAAUUUUCUUCAAGAGCAAGUUUGUUCUUCAUAAAAUGGACCAUAAGUCUGAAUACUACUAAUUGCAGCUUUAAAGAAAGAUUAAUUUAACCCUUUGCAUAAGGAAGUAGAGUCUAAAACAACUUUACCAACUGAUCCAUACCAUAUUUAUGGUGGUCAGUUGGAGCAGAUUUGUCCAUUCUUUGAAUAUUCAAGGAUGUUUUAUUUCUUAAGACUUGACUCCAAAUUACUAAGGAAGGGAGGUACUAGAUACCAGAAGAAGAGAUUACUACAGACUACACAGGAACACAACCCCUAAAAUUUUACACUGUACGUUUGGUAGACUUGACUUUUAAGUACAGCCGAUCAAAAACGUACUAAAUAGAAAUACGUUUGAGGACAAUAGUGAACGCCUACAUUAUUGGUGACAUCACUGGGCACAUGUAGAUUGAAAAAGUAAUGUAGCCCUUAAUUGCACUAUGUCUAGGGGUUCUGAUAGUGUAUAUCCAGCCCUGAUUAAAGGACACCAGUGAAAAAAAAAGGUUUAUAUACUGUAUAUUGCUGUUAAAUAAGCCUGCAGAGCAUUACUCAUGAAGCUGAUAGAACUAGUAGGGUGGUAGAGGGUAAGGUCAUUAGGGUCAAUCUUCUUUACAUGUAUAAAAUACUCAUCACAAACACCUACAGACAUAUCUAAAAGGGUAAGAAGAUACUAGGUUCAAGCUACUAAUAUUUUACUUAUAUUACUGAUCAACAUACAGUCUAUAGAGGUGGAAAUAUUCUUAUGUUUCUUUAAUUAUGUGAAUGCACAUCUAAUAAAGGGACAAUAAAGUCAAAAUUAAACUUACAUGAUUCUGAUUGAACAUUUUAAUUUACAACAACUCUCCAAUUUACUUCUAUUUUCAAAUGUGCCUUGUUCCCUUGGUAUCCUUUGUUGAAAAGCAUUCCUAGGCAGGCUCAGGAGCAGCAAUGUACUACUGGGAGCCAGCUUAACACAUCUGGUGAGCCAAUGAUAAGAAGCAUUUAUUUGCAGCCACCAAUCAGCUGCUCCUGAGCCUACUUAAGUAUGCUUUUAAACAAAGGACACCAAGAGCAAAUUAGAGAAUAUAAGUACAUUGGAAAGUUGUUUAAAAUUGUAUAUUCUGUCUCAAUCAUGAAAGAUUACUUCUAACAUUAUUGUUCCUUUAAGAUUAGUCUAUUAGUAGAUAGGAGAAUAAGCACACUUUCAUGAUUCAUAAAGAGCAGUGAGAGCCCACAAUUUUAAAAACUAUCCUGUAUACAUCUAUAAUCAAACUGAUCUAUUUUUCUUGGUCUCCUUUGUAUAAGGUUAGCUGCUUUUCAUGAAAGCAUACUGAAGUAGGCUUAUGUGUGUACUUGCGUUCUGAUCACUAAAUGUAUAAGAUUGUUACAAACAUUUUUGUAAACACUCUUGCCAUAUUGUGCAUGCUCUUUAGCAUACCUCAGUAUGCUCUCAUAGAAAGAUGCUAAGCUUUAAUAACAUAGACAAAGAGAUAUCCUGUAAGGAGCUCAUCCUCUUCUUCGAAUGGACAUAUCUAGCUCUCCAGAUAUGACUUCCCAGAGAGAUGAGACCUUCCUCCCAUAGGAAGUAAUGAGGUUCUCUGGGAUAAAGAAUCUCACAGGGGAGAUUGAUGUUAGCAGGGGAGCAUCUGGAACUGAUAAAAAGUCUCAGAAUAAAUACAAAGUGCAAUACAAUUUGUAAAAGACACAGGAUUAUGCAAAGUAUCAUCCCAAUUUGUAAAAGUUACACAGAAAUAUGCAAAGUAUCAUCCCAAUUUGUAAACGUUACACAGGAAUAUAUGCAAAGUAUCAUCCCAAUUUGUAAAUGUUACACAGAAACUUUAAAAGUAUAAUCAGAAUUUGUAAAAUCACAAUCCUAAAUACACUGCUGUAUACAGAAUCUAAUUGCAUUAAACACAAAAUAAAAAGUGCAAAUUUUAAAUGUAAUAAAACUUAAA